This is a messenger RNA of Pundamilia nyererei, 1052 nucleotides long. It is a transcript of the gene mvb12bb, whose product is annotated as multivesicular body subunit 12Bb. Gene Ontology annotation, biological process: virus maturation; viral budding; regulation of epidermal growth factor receptor signaling pathway. The record is from RefSeq and is a predicted model, not a curated record. The transcript is spliced from 10 exons. Bases 79 to 810 code for a protein of 243 amino acids. NCBI's taxonomy places the organism in Eukaryota, Metazoa, Chordata, Actinopteri, Cichliformes, Cichlidae. Gene Ontology annotation, cellular component: ESCRT I complex; late endosome.
ACAAAGGACUCUGGGUUUAGCUUCUGUGUCAGCUCACCGUUGAGUUUGUGGUGGGUUUCAAGUCUCCAGAGCUUCGACAUGUCUGAAGUCAGCAGCAAGUUUCCCAUAGACCCCAUCACUGCAGUUGGAGUAGUGUCUUCACCCAGCAAGGCCCCUGAUGGCUACUACGUUGUUGCACAAACAACAGAUGGCUCUGACGCCGACCUGAGGAAGGACGGCUUAUUCAAAUCCAAGGUCACUCGCUACCUCUGUUUCACCAGGAAAACUGGCCCCGAUGUUGUCGUGGACAUGAAGCUGACUGAUAUUAAAGACGCCCUGCCAGAGUCGUUCACACCAAUGCAAGAAACAAUGGACACAAAGGAAGCUGUCAUGAGGAAGAGGAGGCUCUGUGUGAAAAUGAGCCCUCGUGAGGAUGCGAAGACAGCUGUAUGUGACAUCCAGAUCACGGCAAAGUCCAAGACCCAUCUUGUUAACUACACCUGUGUAGGCGAACUAAACAACAUGGGAAUAUGGUAUCGGUUGGGAGAUGUUCACCAGCGUCAGCCGUCUAGAGUCACGUCCGGCAGGGUCGAAAGCGACGCCCGACCCAGCACAGCGAGCUCGAGGAUUUACUCUGAGCGUCACGGCACUGGACUCUACACCAUGACAGCUUUGGAUGAUGUGCCCUUUCUGAUCUCGGAGAAGUUUUUGCAAAAAAUCCCCAAAGAGAUGCAGCAAGUCAAUUUAAUGGGCAUUACGAUCAAAUCCCUGGCAGACAUCGAGGAGGAAUUUCAGUACAACUUCAGCACAGAGCGAAGCAUUGUUCUGUAACUUGUCACCGAGCCUCGUCUCAGCUGACAGAGUCGCAGCGACUGAGAGAGUACAGACGGACAAAGGGGAUUAUUCAGAACAAUCAUGAACUAUCAAAUUACACCACAAUUUUGAAUUGUGUAAUUUAAAAAAAGGGGAAAAAAUAGUCCUUAUGGAGAUACUGGGAUGAUGGAUUGUAUUUAAAUAAUUCAAUACUUUGAAUAUUUUAAAUAGUUGCUACAACUGUGCACAAUUAAAUUUGA